AUAAAUAUUUUUCUUUUUUCUUACAAAUUUUCCUAGUUGAUUAAAUGCUGCUUGUUCAUAUCUCCAAUCUCAGUUAGCCAACAUGCAGGUUUAGAUUAAAGCCGUGGAAAGCCAUAAAAAUGAUAAACGAAAAAAGGGAUUGGAAUACUGGACCAGCUGCUCCAUAUGCUCUGUCAUCUCUUGCAAUCUCUCCAUGUUUAAACACUCAAUUGCUCCUGAUCUUUCUGUACAGAGUUGAAAACGUCAAGAUGAAUAUAUGUUUAAAAGCGCAUUGAGUUAGACACAUUGACACAGCUCAGAUAAAGAGAGGCCUCCUGCUGACAAACAGGCCUCUGAUUGGCUGGACUGUGUGUGAAAUGGUCGACUUAGAGCCUAGAAUGAAUUUCUGCAGAGCAGGGAUGUUUUAAAUUGUGGCACAGUUGGUGCGGUCUGAGAAAAUUCAUAUUGCAAUGCUCUCGUCUGUUUGAGCUUCAUUCAAAUGUCAUGUAAACCCAUCAGUUCCCUGACCUUUUAUUUAAUGGCCUCUUAUAAUUUUUAAAACCUUUUUUCUUCUUCCCUACUGUUACAGGCUUGACGACAUCAUGUCCAGAUAUCACUCCCCUCCUUUCCAGACCCUUUCCUUCCUUCUUCUUUUCCUCUUUACCCUCUUCCCUCUCUCCCGUCUUUCUCCAAUACUUUCUCAAUCUCCUCUCAGUUGGACCUCUCCACAUGACCCCUGUUACCACCUGGAUGGGCGUCCACGCCACUGCCUGUCUGAAUUCAUCAAUACAGCUUAUGGGGUGCCCGUGACAAUGGAGGACCUCCAGCAAGGACCCAAGACAAACAUUAGCACUUUAACAGAUCUUCAUAACCCCCACAAUCUGACAUGCUGGACAGCUUCAGAAGGCUCCACUGGUGGGGAUUGGACUUUGAUGGUUCCCCUAGGAAGACGUUUUGAAAUCACAUACAUUAGUCUUCAGUUUUGUCAACAGGUGGAAUUGGUGGAGUCCUACUCCAUUACUAUCUUAAAGUCAAUGGACUUUGGCCAGAGUUGGCGCCCCCUACAGUUUUAUUCAAAUGACUGUGUGGGCACAUUUGGGCGACCUGCACAGUCAACUGCUCUGACAAAACACCAGGAGACGGAGCCACUUUGUUCAGAUCCCAAACCACUGCAGAAACAUCGUGGAAAUAUUGUGCUGGCUUUCUCAACUUUGGACGGACGUCCUUCCUCGCCAGACUUUGACUACAGUCCUGGACUACAAGAUUGGGUAACUGCAACAGACAUAAAGAUAGUAUUUCAUCAAUCAACUGACAAAAUGAAAAAGCAAGAGGAGAAAAUGAAUGAAGUGGGAGGCACAUACAGAUGGAGAGAAAGAGGAGACAAAGCUUUGAGGUUUGGAGAGAAAAACACUGGCACCAAAACAUCUGAUGUUUGGGGAAAUAGUCGAGAAAAACAGACUUCAACACAGAGGAUUAAGAAUAAAAGCACAGUGCUGCAAAGCGGCCACAAUGUUACCCGAAAGGAGAUGGGAACUCAAGGUAGAGUGGGAAGAGGCCAUAGAAAAGACAAUAACAGGCCAUGCCAGGAUGGCACAUGUGAUCGAUCCCUAAAUAUCCAACAGCAGAGCUCCAAGGGGAGAGAGUUGAGGAGAAGAAGAAACAAUGGUGGAAGGGGGAAGUCCCAGUCUAAACAAAGAAAAAAUGGCUCACGCCAGCUUGUCCCUUCAUCUCUUUAUGCCCCAACGAAACCUGCACUUGCACUUUCGGACCUGCAGGUUGGAGGCAGGUGCAAGUGCAAUGGCCAUGCCUCUCAUUGUCGUCGUGACAACCAGGGGCAUGCCGUGUGUCAGUGUGAACAUCACACAUCUGGGCCAGAUUGUGACAUGUGUGAGCAAUUCUUUUAUGAUCGUCCAUGGCAACGAGCCACACCCAGCCAACCACACCCGUGCGUCCCAUGUGAAUGUAACGGUCACUCUAAUAAGUGUAGGUUCAGUAUGGCCGUGUAUCAGCAGUCUGGUCGAGUCAGUGGAGGUGUUUGUCUGAAAUGCCGGCAUCACACUACAGGGCGUCACUGCCAGUUCUGCCAAAACGGAUACAUGCGUGACCACAGCAAAGCACUCAAUCACCGCAAGGCCUGCCAGCCAUGCCAGUGUCACCCGGUGGGUGCAGUGGGUCGCUGGUGUAACCAGUCCACUGGGCAGUGUUUGUGUAGAGAAGGAGUCAUAGGACAGAGGUGUAACCGGUGCGCCCCGGGGUACAAGCAAGGCCACUCCCCGCUCCGGCCAUGCAUCCGUAUUCAGGAGGUUGCACCACCCACCCCUGUAUACCAGCCGCAGUACAGCAUUGGUGAAGAGUGUGUUUCAUAUUGUCCGCCUUCCCAAGCAAGAGUCAGAAUGAAUUUAGAAACAUACUGUCUCAAGGAUUAUGUAUUGAAGGUGCAGGUCAAAAGUAAGGAACGCUCUGGUCCCUGGUGGCAGUUUUCCAUACUGGUGCAGUCAGUUUUUCGCAUGGGCUCUUCACAUGUAAAGCGAGGCCUUCAGGCCCUUUGGGUUCCAGAUCGGGAUGUGAGCUGUGGCUGCCCUGCUCUUCAGAUGGGCCGAAUCUUUCUCCUGAUCGGUGCAGAGGAAAGCAGGCGUAGUUGGGUCCCUGAGGAAAGGAGAUUAGUCGCAGACCGAACUACGUUGGCUUUGCAAUGGAGAGAACACUGGAGCCCUAAAUUAAGAGGCUUCCGCGGGCAGGACACCCGAGGGAAGUGCUCACAGGGAAACACCACUGCACAGAAACCUUCUCACUCAAACUCUUAUGAGGAAUACACACCUCCACAUCUUGACAAACUACAGUCUGUACCAAGCAGACCACAUAAACAUACACACAUGGCACAUAAGCAGCAUCAUUUAACACCACAAUCAGGAUCAGAGCACACACACAAUCAAAGGGGGACUCAGGACAUACAAGGAAAAAACACAGAAACGCACCUUGAGAAGGACCAUAAGGCUGAAAACGUCACACUGAGCUCCUCUCAGGAAACACAGGAUCCCCUUUCAGGUACUUCAAAGACGAGUCAGGCCAAUGAGCGUGAGCGGUACUAUCCAACAGCAUGUCCAACUUGGACACCUGGGCCACCUGUCUGACAGAAUCAGGCAUUAUGAACAGAAAUACAAAUGAUAUUAAAUAAUGACUGGAGUCAGUCAGUGAGGUAAAUUAAUGGUUGUUUGAAAUAGGCUGUAUCCUAUAAGGGCUUCUCAAACUGUGCUAAGCCCUGCAUUUAACCCUGGGUAGAAAACAUUUCAGUUGUAUUUUUAGAAGAAGGGCAGAAACAUUUUACCCAGGGUUAUCAAACCCUGCGAUGGUACAGGGUUAGCAGUGCUUUUACUAUGUUCCAGCUAAAUGUUUAGCAACCUAAAGCCAAUAAAAUUUCUCAUAGUCACAUGCUUUGGACAGUCACAGAAACACUGUGCGUUGUAUAGCAACAUGUGUUUCAGCACUUGAGAAAAACAUGUCAAGUAGAGUAUAGAAGAGACUUAUUUCCAAAGUUAAACAAAGUAAAAGAUUUCCCCAGUCAGGAAGAGACCAAUCCAAAACUAACCCUAGAAUAAACCAAGAAUCCAAAAAGAAACCUAUAUCCAAAUAUUAAAAGACUGUAAGUGGCUCAUUGUUCUCAGAUCAGCAGCUGACAAAUCUUACCCAAUCAGGACAUAUUCACUGACAGACAUGUUGAGUGUGGCUUAAAAAACAGAGUCAAAUGGGAAAUUUGUCAGUGCUCAUUAAAGGGCUGCACGAUGCUGGGAAAAUAUGCGAUAUUGUUGUUGAAUAUUGCAAUAACAACAUUUCAGUAAUGUAACAUUUCCCUACAGAAAUGCAAUUUUUAUUAGCUAUUUUUAAUAAUCUUUUAUUUAUGUAAUGAUCAUAUUAAAAUAAACAGGUAAUAAAUAUUUUUUCUGAUCUAAUUACAUGUAAUUCAGGCAUUAAAAAAUAUAUUUGUGUUAGGUGCAAACAUUUGGACUAUAAAACAUUGUGAAUGAAUGAAAACCUCAGCAGACGUUCUGAUUCUUAGUUGCCGUUGUGCUUUUCCUCACUUUUUUCUACUCCGUGGUGUUUAUUUCAGCUCUCCGCUCAGAGGAACUUAUGGGUUCACCUUUGUAUGUAUCUAAUUAUACAAAGGCUCUGAUCUGAUUUGUAAUUUGUAAUAAUUUCUAAUUAUACAAAGGCUCUGAUCUGAUUUGUCAAAUUUUUAUAACCAACCCACAGUAAUAAAAUAUAAAAUAGAUUUUACAAGUUUUUUGUGGCUAGAUAAUAGGGCUGCACUAUAUUGGAAAAAUCUAACAUUGCAAUAUUUUUUCAUUCUGCGAUAUAUAUGUUCCAAUAUUAACACAAUUAACUUAGAUCAGUUAAAUAACUAUUUGAAAAGAAUGUAUUAUUUUAAAUUGAUUGGGAUGAUUCUGUAUGGGAGAGCAUAAAUAUGAUAAUAAUAGAAAUAAAAUAUAAUAAACAAUUUACAAGCAUAGAUAGAAUCAAUAAAGAAAAAAGAUGCAAAUAAAAAAAAUUGUAUUUAUUAAAAAAGCAUUUUACUGUUUUCCAAGGAGUCGAACUGUAUUCAGGUAUACAGAAAUUGAAUAAUCAAAUGUAAAAUAAUACCACAUAGUCUUCAUUUUAUAAACAAUUCAAUAAAAUUAAUCGAUAAUUUGUCAAAGUUACAAAUGGUAGUCUCUUAUUCAACCCUCACAGUCACAGGCCCCAAAAAACACUUGCGAAAUAAUAAAUUAUAAUGCAGACUCAACAUUGCAUAUACUCGCGAUGUGACUAUUGCGAAUAAUCACAUUGUGAUAUCGACGCUGAAACUAUAUAUUGUGCGACCUUACUAGAUAAGGAUACACACACAAAGAGAAACAUUUAUAUUUACUGCAAUACAUUUAAUACAUUUAAUUAAAAUCUGAACACAAAGGGAAUACAGUGCCUUUUAAUGUCUUAUUACUCGUCAGUAUUUUAAUCUAUUACACAUAACGUAAAUGUUACAAAUAUUUGUGUAUUAAAAUGUGACAGAACUUUUUUCAGUUUAAUUUAACGCUCUACCUCAAUAAAUCUCUUUUAAAAA
This is a messenger RNA of Danio aesculapii, 5071 nucleotides long. RefSeq names its product netrin 5 (gene ntn5). The record is from RefSeq and is a predicted model, not a curated record. Gene Ontology annotation, molecular function: protein binding. NCBI's taxonomy places the organism in Eukaryota, Metazoa, Chordata, Actinopteri, Cypriniformes, Danionidae. The coding region runs from base 582 to 3110 and encodes 842 amino acids. The transcript has 6 exons.